AUGUUGACUUUCCUAUGGCGACAUAGGGAUGUCUUCGAAUGGUCGCAUGGGGACAUGCCCGGGAUCUCCCCAGAUGUACAUUAUCCUGAUUGGAUCACAAACGUGGUCCUCGUCAAGAAAGCCAACGGGAAAUGGCGGUUCUAUGUAGAUUACUCAGAUUCGAACAAGGCGUGUCUGAAGGAUAGCUUCCCGUUGCCUCGGAUUGAUCAGCCGGUGGACAGCACAGGCUACAUAUCAAAGGCUGGUGAACCAGAUGUUCGCCAAACAGAUCGUGCAUACUAUGAAGUGUACGUCGACGACAUGCUUGUGAAGAGCAUCAAGGAGUCCGAUCACUUGGCAGAUCUCGGAGAAACUUUCACCAUCCUCCGAGAAUACCAGAUGAAACUGAAUCCCGCGAAGUGCGCCUUUGGAGUUGGCUCCGGUAAAUUACUCGGGUUUCAGGUCAGCCAGAGGGGCAUUAAAGCGAACUCUGACAAAAUCAAGGCACUCCUCGAUAUGUUGAAGGGUCUUAAGAAGGCAGAAUGGAUGUCGGAGUACGAACAGGCCUUUCAGCAGCUAAAACAGUAUUUAGGUUUGCCACCUUUACUGUCUAAGCCCGAAGAAGGUGAACCCCUGUUCUUAUAUCCAACGGUCUCUACCUCGGCUGUCAGCUCGGCUCUGAUUAGAGAGGUAGGAGGCGAGCAGCAUCCCAUUUAUUAUGUGAGUAAAGCCAUGGUGCCCGUCGAGACGAGAUAUCCAGCUCUGGAGAAGUUAGCACUCAGUCUCAUUAUCUCAGCUCGGAGGUUACGUCCGUACUUCCAGGCGCAUUUCGUCGUCGUAUUAACCAAUUCUCCGCUUAAACUAGUCCUCCAGAGGCCCGAAGUGUCGGAAUUCACCACCCCAGAGGAAGAAGAGAUCGGUGUAGAAGUCGAGGCAACUCCUUCGCCUAAUCCCCAACAAAGAUCAGAGACAGUACAGGAACCAGGAUGGGUCCUCUAUGUAGACGGGUCAUCCAAUACCAAGUGUGUCAGAGCAGUAAUUGUCCUGAUUGCGUCUGAUUCUACACCCAUCCAGUAUGCGAUCAGACUGUGUUUCAAGGCCUCUAACAAUAAGGCAGAAUAUGAGGCUCUACUGGAUGGACUCAAACUGGCAGCGAGUCUGUGGGUCCAGUCCCUUCAGAUCCCCAGAGCAGAAAAUUCAUGGGCUGACGCCCUAGCAAAGUUAGCCUCAGCCACGGAAGGGAAGAUCCCGCGAAUCAUUCCCGUGGAGUUCAUAGAACAUCCAAGCAUCAACCAGACGGAGAAGAAAACAGUCAAUCCAGUAGAUGAUACUCCGAGCUGGAUGGAUCUGAUUUAUGACUACCUCACAUCUGGCAAGGUCCCCUUGGAUAAGUUAGAAGCCAGACACCUAAGAGUCAGAGCGGCAUGGUAUGUAGUCCUGGAUGGGGUCCUGUAUAAGAAAGGAUAUUCACAGUCCUAUCUCAGAUGUCUCUGA
Magnolia sinica is the source of this 1473-nucleotide messenger RNA. RefSeq lists its product as uncharacterized. Bases 1 to 1473 code for a protein of 490 amino acids. The record is from RefSeq and is a predicted model, not a curated record. NCBI's taxonomy places the organism in Eukaryota, Viridiplantae, Streptophyta, Magnoliopsida, Magnoliales, Magnoliaceae. The transcript is spliced from 6 exons. Gene Ontology annotation, molecular function: nucleic acid binding.